This is a messenger RNA of Hypoxylon trugodes, 1493 nucleotides long. Its product is annotated as Clavaminate synthase-like protein. The record is from RefSeq and is a predicted model, not a curated record. Bases 242 to 1414 code for a protein of 390 amino acids. The transcript is spliced from 4 exons. Lineage: Eukaryota; Fungi; Ascomycota; Sordariomycetes; Xylariales; Hypoxylaceae. Gene Ontology annotation, molecular function: dioxygenase activity.
CUCAGCUGAUUCUCGACUACUUUUCGCCAUGUGAUUAAUUAUAUGAAGCUUUAUGAUUUCUUCCUUUUAUAUUUCAUGAAGACUUCUUAUCUCAAUACUCAUUUUACGAUAAUGCCACUCAUAUUCUAAGCUUGAGACUUAAAUAUUUCCAAUACGACAGCAGAAAUUUCCUAAUUCCCUAGUGGGAAAGGAACAAACUCCGCCAAGGAAACCAAAGACAACAGAUAGAAAUAAUUCUAUAAUGGCCAACCUCGUAACUACAGAAGAGCCAUCGAUGGACCUCCCGGUCAUCGACCUGGACGUCUAUCGGAGCAACCCAGCCUCUAGCCCCGCAGUACAAGAAGAAUGUGCACGAGCGGCACGGGCACUGAUUACUUACGGCGCUUUAGUACUGCACGAUUCGCGGGUAUCCGAAUCCGAUAACGAGGCCUUCCUAGAUCUACUAGAAGACUAUUUCGCGCAGCCUGAUGAUGUAUUGCGUCACGACGAACGCCCCGAGUUGGGGUACCAAGUUGGUGUGACACUAGAGAACACGGAGAAGCCUAAGUGUGCUGUAGAUGAGCCGUGUCUGCGUGUUAUUGAACGCUUAGCUCCAGCUGAGCGACCGCUGGAUGUAGCUGGUCACCAACCCGAUCCUAAAUGUCGAUUUUUUUGGCGCAUGGGUGAACCCGCCCCUUAUGCUACGCAGUUCCCGGGUCUCAACGCCGAAAAUGUGAUUCCGGAAGUUCUAGAGAUUAGGGAACGGUGGACCCCGAUUAUGGAGACAUGGGGGAAGAGUAUGAAGAGCGCUGUCUCAGGACUCGCCGAAAUGGCAGCAGUCGGUAUGGGUCUUCCCGCCGAGACAUUCACUGACGCCGGGCGAUAUGGCCCGCAUCUCCUCGCCCCCACAGCCUCAGACCUCCAAAAAUACGGCAAAAAGGACACCAUCCUCGCCGGUUUCCACACAGACCUCAACUUCCUCACAAUCCACGGCCGCUCGCGAUACCCCGGUCUACACAUCUGGGCACGCAACACCGGCCGACGAAUCGCAGUCAGCAUCCCACGCCCCUCCCCAACAUCCUCCGGCAGUUACCUCCUAGUACAAGCCGGAAAGCAAUUAGAGCACUUAACCGGCGGUCUCGUAAAAGCCGGAUACCACGAAGUAGUCGUAAACUCCGCGACUCUAAACACAGUCGCCAAUCGACAGCGCGAGUAUCCCGAUAGACCCCUGGUCAGGAUUAGCAGUACGUUUUUCUGGCAUCUGAGCAGCGACUACGAUUUAGCGCCCGUACCCGCGUUAGUGGAGCAAGCGCGCGCCGUGCGGGCCGCAAAUUUUGAUCUUGGACGGGAUGAAGGUGAUGAGGUUGAGUAUGAGCCUAUGAAGGUUGGACAGCAAGUUCAGAAUGAACUAAAGCAUAUUGCGCUUCUAGCAUGAGGUAGAAGUAGGAGGUAAACACCAGUAUAGUGAUUUAUGAAAUGAGACAACACUCUCAUUAGCUUCGACCUAAAUACCA